Messenger RNA from Notechis scutatus (mainland tiger snake), 1146 nucleotides. The record is from RefSeq and is a predicted model, not a curated record. NCBI's taxonomy places the organism in Eukaryota, Metazoa, Chordata, Lepidosauria, Squamata, Elapidae.
UUGUAGAAAUUUGCCUGAUGCAUCCCCUCGAUGUGGUGAAAACCAGGUUCCAAAUUCAAAGAGGAAAAUCUGAUCCCUCUGGGUACAAGAGCCUUGGAGACAGUUUUAAAACUAUAUUCCGGACGGAAGGCUUGUUUGGUUUCUACAAAGGUAUCCUCCCUCCAAUCUUGGCUGAAACACCCAAAAGAGCAGUAAAGUUCUUCACCUUUGAACAGUACAAAAAAAUACUUGGAAAUAUUUCUCUAUCACCAGCUUUGACAUUUGCAGUUGCGGGCUUGGGAUCCGGGCUAACAGAAGCAGUUGUGGUUAACCCUUUUGAAGUAGUCAAGGUUAGCCUCCAGGCGAAUCGGGAUGCUUUCAAAGAGCAACCAUCCACCUUUGCUAAAGCUCACCAAAUUAUUCAGGCCAAUGGGUGGGGUCUGAGUGGACUCAACAAAGGGCUGUCUGCUACUUUGGGACGUCAUGGAGUUUUUAAUAUGGUCUAUUUUGGAUUCUACUUCAAUGUGAAAAACAUCAUUCCUGCCAAUAAGGAUCCAACAUUGGAGUUUCUGAGAAAGUUUGGAAUUGGGCUAGCCUCAGGAACAAUAGCCUCAAUUAUUAACAUCCCUUUUGAUGUUGCAAAGAGUAGGAUUCAAGGACCACAGCCUGUGCCCGGAGAAAUCAAGUACAGGACCUGUUUUAAAACGAUGGCAACCAUUUAUAAAGAAGAAGGAUUUUUAGCUUUAUACAAAGGCUUGGUUCCCAAGAUCAUGAGGCUAGGACCAGGUGGUGCAGUGAUGCUGCUGGUUUAUGAAUAUGUUUACGAGUGGCUUCAAGAAAACUGGUGACCAAAAGUACUAAUUUCAGACUGAAAAUAAUGUAAAACAAUUCCUAUCAAAUAAAAAAAAAUUGGGCAUCAGCAUUUAUAGGCUUAAAAAAGAAAGGGAGAAUUGUACAAUGGUGGAAAAUAAAUGGCCUUGGUUACUGAAGGCCAAUAGUAGUAAAUAUUCUUCAGGGGGAAAAAGUUGAUAUAUUUCAACCCAGAUGCAAAUACUAUCCCACUAAGUAUUUUAAAAGAAUAUAAUGUAUGUCUGUCAAGCAAAUUAAAAGUGUUCAUUUGAACUAUCUCUUGUUGACUCCUUGACUGAACAAAUCUAUUGUUUAAGA